Cutaneotrichosporon cavernicola is the source of this 1041-nucleotide messenger RNA. RefSeq lists its product as uncharacterized. Gene Ontology annotation, molecular function: alcohol dehydrogenase (NAD+) activity. Gene Ontology annotation, cellular component: cytoplasm. The transcript has 3 exons. Lineage: Eukaryota; Fungi; Basidiomycota; Tremellomycetes; Trichosporonales; Trichosporonaceae. The record is from RefSeq and is a predicted model, not a curated record. Bases 1 to 1041 code for a protein of 346 amino acids.
AUGCGUGGAAUACCCAGUACGCAGACCGUCGCAGAGAUCGUGAAUCCGGGUCCGAACGCGCGGAUGGCGAUUCGGCACGACGCUCCCGUAGGAAUCCCUGGGCCUGAUGAGGUACUCCUCAAGCUCGAGUGCACUGGCGUCUGCCACUCUGACAUCCGUGCAUACCUUGGCUGGGGCCCUUACAACGCGAUAGUGGGCCACGAGGGCGUUGGCGUCGUCGUCGCCCCUCCCAACCACGAACUGUUGGGCGCCCGUGUUGGUAUCAAAUGGUUGCACAACGCGUGCGGCCAUUGCAGCCUGUGUAGGAAGGGGCGGCCGAACAACUGCGCAGCUCAGACCAACACGGGCAAACACGUGCCAGGUACGCUGGCGCAGUAUGUCGUUGCAACGGCAGCCCACGUCUCGCGCAUCCCAGAGGGACUGAGGAGCGACGUCGCUGCGCCCCUCCUCUGUGCUGGGCUUACUAUGGCCGGUGCCCUCAACCCACUCAAGGAGCUCGAGCGGGGCGACUGGGUGGUUAUAUCAGGCUCGGGAGGUGGGUUGGGACACGUGGGCGUGCAGCUGGCCGCUGCGAAGGGCCUGCGCGUUAUCGCAGUCGAUGAGGGUGAGAGCAAGAAGGAGCUCAGUCUCAAGUCUGGCGCGGAAGUGUUCCUGGAUUACAAGACACAAGAUGUUGCGGAAGAGGUUAAAAGGAUCACAAGAGAGGGUGCUCACGCCGCUAUCGUCGUACCCGGCGAGGCGGCUGCUUUCCAGGCUGCACCGUCGCUAGUGCGGAACGGUGGGGUGAUCGUGUGCGUCGGUCUUCCACCUAAUGACUUUACGCUGCCCAUUGGCGCAAGCAUCCUAUCCGCCCGGGGGUUGACAGUAACUGGCGUCUCCGUCGGUACCGAGAGGGAGAUGGACGAGCUGCUAGACCUCGCGGCGCAGGGUGGAGUGACUGCGCGCGUUGAGGUGGUCGAUUUUGAACAUAUCGGGGAGGUCAUGGAGCGUCUCAAGAAUGACCAGAUCACUGGGCGAGUGGUGGUCAGACUGCCUCAGUAA